AGUUUGCUUAAUUUAAAGUUGCGUUGUUAUUCUACUUCUAUCAGUUGAAGCUCUAAUAUAUAUAUAUAUAUAUACAAGUCUUUACAAAAGCACCCAUUAUUAUAUUUCCUAAUUUUUUCUUGUUGUAAAAUGUCGCUUGUUGCAACGAGAUCACGGCGUCCUAACGCCGGAAAUAGGAUGAAGGAGCUUCUUGAAAGAGAAUUGGAAAUAGAAGAAAUGUUCGUGGAAGUAGCGAAUGAUGAAGAUUUUAUGGCAAUCCAAGAAGAGGAAGAUAUAAUUGACUCUGACUUCGAUCAAAGUACUGAAGAUGAAGACGAAGAUGAAGAAGCUGCAGAAAAGCAAAUAUUAGCAGAUGAAAAAAUAGAAAAAAAGAGAGCAAAGAAAGCCACGUUAACUCCUUUAGCUCCAUUUUUACGUACAAGGAAUAAAAAUCAAUCUACAGAUAAAUCGAAAGUGGUUCCUGGUAAAGUGGCUAAAAAUGGAUCAAUUAAAGAAAGGAAAAAGAAACAAGCUUCUCAAGUUCCUCUCUUAUCUGGAACUCGUUCUUCAUCCAGAACACAUACAGUGCAAAGUAAACAAAUGUUGGCUGAGAAACUGAGAGAGUAUGAAGCAAGAAAGGCUUUAAUUCCAAAAAAAGAAAAGAUUCCGGAAAAGCCAAAAACCCAGGAAGAGUUACUUGCACAGGCAAAAAUAACAGAAGAAAAAAAUUUAGCCUCAUUACAUGCAUAUGAAAUAAAGGAAGCAGAAAAGAAAAGGACAGUAACUAAACUAAAUAAAGUUAGAAUUAAUGGACCUUUUAUACGCCAAAUUUCAUACGUAUGUGGUGAUGAUAAAAUAAAUAAGAAACCCAGAUUAAUAACGGAAGUUCCGGCGAACGAAGAUGAGAAUAACGUUACAAUAGAGAUACAUGAUGCGAAAGAUACAAAUAAUAUAAAUAGUCAAAAUGGUCAGGAAGUGUCUAGCGAUAAUUUAGAGUGUAAAAGGAAUACGAAAAAUUUAAUUAUAUUUAAGGAUUUUGAUAGAAAACAUGAAGCUGAAUUAUUUCAGGAGUGGAGAACGAAACCUCAAGAAGUUGAAAAGGCAAUUUGUCCCAUUACUGGUGAACCUGCAAAAUAUAAGGAUCCAAAAUCUGGCGUACCAUAUGCAAAUUUGGAAGCGUAUAAAAAAUUGCAACAAAUACUUAGACAUGAAUACUUAUGGUCAUCUGAAAAAGGAACAUUUGUGAUAAAGUCUUUUAAUAGUAAGAAGCGGAAUGCAAUUAAAGCAAAAAAGGGUACAAAUAGAGUUAAUUCAAGAAUAAAAAUUGUAAAAACUUGAGGUUGAUGGAUUAGUGGACAAUUUACAAAUUGAAAAUUACGUAAUCUAGAUGGAAUUAAGUCACAUUUCUUGUCAAAUAAAUUAUGGACUUCAAAUUGCCUUGAGCAAUUCAAUUUCGAAUCUGAAAUUGAUGAUUUG
Rhizophagus irregularis DAOM 181602=DAOM 197198 is the source of this 1455-nucleotide messenger RNA. RefSeq lists its product as uncharacterized. NCBI's taxonomy places the organism in Eukaryota, Fungi, Glomeromycota, Glomeromycetes, Glomerales, Glomeraceae. The record is from RefSeq and is a predicted model, not a curated record. Gene Ontology annotation, cellular component: nucleus. Gene Ontology annotation, molecular function: ATP-dependent H2AZ histone chaperone activity. Gene Ontology annotation, biological process: chromatin remodeling; regulation of DNA-templated transcription.